AUGGCAGACUAUAGCAGAUUCGGAGCUCCAUCCGAGGAGUGGCUCGACCUGAUUCGGAAGAAUCCUCUGCCUGCCAUACCCCCUCUCUUGACACUGCAACAGCGUCGAGACUUUCGCAGAGUAAGCAAUGAAGGAAGAGUUCGAGCAAGCAAAACAGCUCUCAAAGGGCUGGACAGUCUUGAUGUUGCCAUUGAGACAGAAGCAAUCCUGACGCGUGACUUUCAAGAAAUUGGAGCACGUAUCUAUACCCCUAGAACAAGCAAUCAAGGACGCUCGCGACUCUCAGUCGAAGACCAAUGCCCAGUUGUAUUGUACUUUCAUGGCGGUGGGUUCUUCAGUGGAAAUCUCUCAACCGAAGACGCCAUGUGCCUGCGGCUGGCUAGCGCCUGCAAUGUCACGGUCAUAUCUGUGAAUUACAGACACACUCCGGAAUGGACUUAUCCCACUCAAUUCGACGACGCCUGGGACGCAAGAUGCCAAGUUUUACACAAUCCAAAGUCGUUGAGCCUCUCGAAGAACAUCAAGCUAUUUGUGGCUGGGACGAGCAGCGGAGCUUGCCUUGCUGCCAGCCUCGUCGUGAAGGAACGGAUUCUUGGUGAUGUCAGAAUUCAAGGCCAGGCAUUAUGGACUCCAUGGCUGUGUCAUCCAGGAACAUUUCCUUAUCACGAAUUUGUCAGCCAGGAAAAAUCAUCUCCAACCCAAUGCAAGGAUGCACCGCUGCUCCCGUAUUCUCUUGUGCUUGAGUAUGCAAAUAUGCUCAAUCUGGACGAGGAGGCACAAGCUGACAUUGUUGCUAACCCUCUGCACUGUGAUGAUGCAAUCAUCAAAGCUAUGCCACCUACACAUAUCCUGGUCUGUGGCAAUGAUCCUCUUAGAGAUCAUGGGAUGAUUUUUCAGAAGAAUUUAGACCGCGCAAGGUACUUAAUGGCCCUCUGA
This is a messenger RNA of Rhinocladiella mackenziei CBS 650.93, 936 nucleotides long. RefSeq lists its product as uncharacterized. Gene Ontology annotation, molecular function: hydrolase activity. The record is from RefSeq and is a predicted model, not a curated record. Bases 1 to 936 code for a protein of 311 amino acids. NCBI's taxonomy places the organism in Eukaryota, Fungi, Ascomycota, Eurotiomycetes, Chaetothyriales, Herpotrichiellaceae. The transcript is spliced from 2 exons.